Messenger RNA from Coregonus clupeaformis (lake whitefish), 4943 nucleotides. Its product is annotated as SHC-transforming protein 1-like. Lineage: Eukaryota; Metazoa; Chordata; Actinopteri; Salmoniformes; Salmonidae. The transcript has 12 exons. The record is from RefSeq and is a predicted model, not a curated record. Gene Ontology annotation, biological process: cell surface receptor protein tyrosine kinase signaling pathway; intracellular signal transduction. Gene Ontology annotation, molecular function: receptor tyrosine kinase binding. The coding region runs from base 1294 to 3066 and encodes 590 amino acids. Gene Ontology annotation, cellular component: plasma membrane.
GGUGAUCUGGAGGAAGAGAGAGGAAGAGGGGGAGAAAGAGAGGGAGAAAGCCAGGGCCAUCCAGAGAGGACACGAGACCAUCUGGAGGAAGAGGGCGAGGGAGUGAGGAAGAGAGAGAGAGGGUGAGGGUGAGGAAGAGUGAGUGAAUGAGUAUAGAGGAUGAAGUGUUAAAUUACUUAGGGGUCUUGUCCAGCAGCCUUGGAACCUGAAAAGCAAAGCUGCUCACAGGAGAGAAAGAGGGAUAAAGAGAGAGAGGGAGUAGAAGGCAAGAGGAAGAAAGGUAUAUUUUCCCUGCCAGAAUUGGUCUGGCCAUAGAUCAGCAGGUCUUAACAGAACUUUGCUAUAUUAAGCACUGCAGGUAAUCUUACUCUGUUGUAUCGACCCGUCACUGCUGUGUUUCGUUCAGUGUGUGUGUUGGCUCUGUGUGUGUGUGUCCCUUCUGAUCUACUCGUUUGCAGCUGAUAGGGUUUUUAUGGGCCGUGUCAGGCGAGAGCGGCUAGUGAGCUACUGCCCCGACAGACACGCUGAAACACACACACACACACACACACACACACACACACACACACCACAGACUCACACACUCUCAGUGCCAUUGCAGGCAGUAGAGUAGGUUUCUAGUCCGACACAUGCUAACACACACAGACACAUGAGGGUAGGCCCCUCGAUGCAGUGAGUGUCUGUGUCAAGAGACAAUCACAUUCUGAGGUUUUAUGUUGAUUCUCCAUGGUGCUCAAAGAUGAAGAACUGGACUUAAGUGCUAUGCUACAUUCGUUGGCAUGCUGAUGUGCUCAGAAAGCAUUUUUCAGAACACGUGCCGCAUACUUGAUCACAAAAACCUUUUUGAUUCUCUCUAUUGGAAAGUGGCAGUCAUUUCUGUGGAUUGAAAGUCAUCAAAUGUUGUAAGACUGACAGCAUAGACACCAAAAAACUCUGAAUAUCACUCCAUCAGUGUGCUGGGUUAGACUCUUCGAGGGAUAUCCCCCUUUGAUCUUCAACCGCUCCUCUCCUCUCGCUCCUCUCCUCUCGCUCCUCUCCUCUGUCUUGUAGAUGAAGGCGUUUAUUGUGCAGUGUCUGCCGCACUGCCUGACAAUGACGGGAGGAAAUAAAACAGGGCGGACGGACAGACAACGGACACUGAGAGGGAAAGAAAGAGGACAGCGUGUUUUGGAGCGAAAGACUGAUAAUACGAAGAAAAGGAGAAUGAACCACAGUUGUUGUUCAGACUGAUUGGUCAGAAUUACACAGGACUUGUUAGAGAAACACUGAAAUAACAUUAAACAUCUCAGAUCCAUGAUGGAGCUGGUCCCUAAAACUAAGUACACUCACUUCCGGAGUGAAUCUCUCAGUUCGAAUGACGAUACCAACUCCAACCCCUCCUCGCUCCCCCCUUCCACCCCCGCAACCCCCCUCACCCCCCCUGGGCUACCCUCCUCCCUGUCCUCCUCCUCUCUCACCCCCAUCCUCCCCCCUUCCUCCCGCCACCGAGCCGAGAACAGCCCCACCACGCUCUGCUCCUUCUUCCCCAGGAUGGGAGCCCUUCGCCUGGGCGUCUCUGCCACUUUACUCCCAGGCCUCAAGGCCUCCAGCAGGCCUCAGCAGGCUCAAGCCCCCAUGGAGUCUUCAGGGGUUAACAGUUCCAGAUCUCCCCCUCCUCACCCCCCUCACUGUCUAACAGCCCCUUCUCCCCCCCCUCGCCCCCCUUUGCAGGAUAUGAACCGGCUGGGCGGGCCGUCCAGGAGGGCGCGGGUGGAGGGGGGGCAGUUGGGGGGAGAUGAGUGGACGCGCCACGGCUCCUUCGUCAACAAGCCCACCAGAGGAUGGCUACACUCAGACCACGUGGUCAGCACCACUGGGGUUGCCUACUCUGUACGGUAUAUGGGCUGUGUGGAGGUGCUACAGUCUAUGAGGGCGCUGGACUUCAACACCAGAACUCAGGUCACCAGAGAGGCUAUCUCAGUGGUGUGUGAGGCAGUGCCCGGAGCCAAAGCAGCCCAACGCAAGAGAAAGCCGUCGUCUCGCUGUAUGACGUCCAUUCUGGGGAAAAGAAACCUGCAGUUUGCUGGGAUGACCAUCAGCCUGACGGUCUCUACCAUAAGCCUCAACCUGCUGGCCUCUGACUGCAAACAGAUAAUCGCCAAUCAUCACAUGCACUCCAUCUCUUUCGCUUCUGGAGGAGACCCAGACACAGCAGAGUAUGUAGCAUACGUGGCCAAAGACCCAGUCAACCAGAGAGCGUGUCAUAUCCUGGAGUGUUCAGAGGGCUUGGCCCAGGAUGUAAUCAGUACGAUAGGACAGGCCUUCGAACUACGCUUCAAACAGUACCUGAAGAACCCCCCCAAACUGGUCACCCCCCAUGACAGGAUGGCUCCGUUUGACAGCUCAGCGUGGGAGGAAGAGGAAGAUGAGGGAGCACCGCCCCCUGCAGAGGUUCCGUACUAUAAUAACUUCCCCGGGAAACAACCUCCUCCUGGAGGACUGGUGGACAUGAGGGGCCGCCCCGGGGCUACCCUGCCCUAUGGACAGCCGGGUCAGAAUGAUAUUCACAAGCAGCCGCUGCCCCCUCUACCAAUGGGAGCAAAGGAGGGAGGACGGGACCUGUGUGAUGACCCUUCAUACGUCAAUGUGGAUAAACCCCGCCCACCAGCAGCUGCAGCCAAUGGCAAUGCUCACAGAGAUGCGUUCGAUAUGAAGCCGUUUGAUGAUUCCCUGGGUGUAUCAGGUCUGGGGGUCUCAGCAGCACCCCCUCUGGUGGAACAGCUGCAGUGCGAGGCCUGGUUCCACGGCAGCCUGAGUCGCAGGCAGGCUGAGAGACUGCUGACCCGCGACGGAGACUUCCUGGUCCGAGAGUCAGGCACCACGCCUGGACAGUACGUCCUCACUGGACAACAGGGGGGUCAGCCCAAACACCUACUACUGGUCGACCCAGAGGGAGUGGUACGUACCAAAGACCACCACUUUGAGAGUGUGAGCCACCUGAUCAGUUACCACAUGGACAACAGACUGCCCAUAGUAUCAGCAGGCAGUGAGGUGUGUCUGCAACAACCAGUGGAGCACAGGGCCUGAACACACACACACACACACACACACACACACUCAUACAGCAAUGCAACACACACACACGCAGGCUCAUACAGCAAUGCAACACAUACACACUCUCAGCAACACUACACACAUAAGCAGUGCGGAAUACACAAAUACUGUACACACACACUCACACACUGACCACAUUAAGGAAAGCCAAAAAAACGCACCUCUGUCACUCUUUCUGCCAAAUGAAUUGCUCGCUGCUUUUUCUCACACCCUCCUGGACGACUCACUGUGACCUCCAUGAUCCCUCCUUCUGUUCAUCUUUCCAUCAUCGAGGUCCACUCCCUCCAUCCCUCCAAAGAGCGAGGGAGUAAUACUGAGGAACACCUCUUUUAUUUUUUUUUAUUUUUUUUUGUGGGACAGAAAAUACAAUUUAGUACAAAACUGAGCAUUAUUAAUGAAAUCAUGCCAUAGAAUCAUUCAAAAAUGAUACAAUCAUAGUAAAGGAGGACUGUGGACCUUGGAGGGGUGGAGUGAAACGUAGAGAAAGGAGUGGAGUGAUGGAGGGAGAGGUCUUGAUCCAGAUAUGGCAGAGGAAACAGUUUCUCCCACCGUCACAGAAGCACUCCAAAGACUUGUCUGAUGAUUGGAAUCAUCAGAGAGCUCAGACAUGGACCCUCCAAUCAAAUAUCAGUGGAACACAGGAACAGCCAAUCAAAUAUCAGUGGAACACCGGAAUAACCAAUCAUGACUGAGAUCAGGCCUCCUGUUAAAUAUGCAUAGACAGUUUUGUAUCCACACAAAUCAGGGCCCUCGCUCACCCUCUAGCCACUCCCAUUUAAAGACCUUUCAUCUUUGACCAUUGACCCCCUGAGUGAUACCUGGUAAUGUCACGGAGGAUGUUCCUGUAUGCAAAAAGGGGGUUGCUAUGCCAACAACCAUUGUCUCCGUCUGUCCAAAUAUGGACAGGGUUUCUUUCCUGCCUCUGAGGGCGGAGUUUGAUAAAAAGGAUGUGAUUCAUGUCCAUCUGACAUCAGCCUGUCUGUCUGCAUGGGACUAGUCUCCCUGUCUGUCUGCAUGGGACUGGUCUCACCUUUCUGCUCUGAUCAUGACAAAUAAAGUGGACUUGGUUGGACUGGGGCAGCAGAAACCAUGGAGAUGACUCAUUCAGACUAACACACUGUAUGUUAGUGUAUCUGUCAUGUGUACUUUCGUUGGGAGUAUAGUGUCUUUACAGAGAGAGAGAUGGAGAGAGGACUGGGAAGGGGGCAGCUGGCAUGGGGGAGGAUCCACAUCUAGAUAUGAUGUCAUCAGACCUAGACAAGAUGUCAUCUGAAAGAGCUCAAAGCCAAUUCUACGAUGAUGUCACAGUCGACGCAAAUGCGGCUGUCACAAUUUAAUCGGUGCAUUGUUGGAAUCGUAGUUCAGAUUAAUGCCAAUAUUUUCUUGCUUUUCAAUGGAUUUGUUGUUAAUAUCUGUUUGCCUUGACAAUCUAUGGCCUUGUCUCUGUUGUCUGGACUGGUGGGGAUGAGGAGGGUGGGGGGUGGAGAGGUUGGGGGGGAUACUGGACGAAGUGUGUUUAAUGCCGAAAGCAUCCGGUCCAGAGCAUUCAAAGCAAUGAUCUCCUCUCCAAAUAUGCUGCAACACUUUGUCGGGAGAUUAGCUUUUAGCAUUAGUGUGUGAUGUGUUUUUUUUAGCUCACUCCAGGGAAAACUGUUAUCAGCGCUGUUCGCAGCGAAAUCUGGGAGAUUCGCCAACGUUGGUCAGACGUUGGACUUUGACGUGUUGUUGUUUUCCUUGGAAUUAGAGGAUAGUAGAAGGAGAGAAAGUGGAGGAAUCAUCCUCUCCCCUCCCUCCUCAAUCCUCUCCUCUCCCUCCUCCAUCCUCUCCUCUCCCUCCUCCCUCCUCCAUCC